This is a messenger RNA of Prorocentrum cordatum, 770 nucleotides long. Lineage: Eukaryota; Dinophyceae; Prorocentrales; Prorocentraceae. The record is from the annotation of a GenBank genome assembly.
CUGCACACGGGAGCUCCCGCCAUAUCUCCCCGCCCCCAACGCAGCACCAUGGCGCCCAGGCCCUCGCCGGUCCUGCGCGCCGCCUGGCUCCUGGCCCUGGCCCUGCAGUGGCCGUCCAUCGGCGCGACGAGGGGCCGCCGCCGCCGCCGCGGCGAACGAGACGCGCGCCGGCAGCGCCGGCGGCGCCGCCGCCAACGCCAGCGCGCGCGUGCCGCGGCCGGCCCCGCGCGUGUACUUCCUCUUCCUGGCCGUCGACAAGGUGUCGAACCUGGGGGUGUGGCGCUCCUUCCUCCAGAACGCCCCCCGGGAGCAGUUCAGGGCGUUCGUCCACUGCAAGCUGCCGUCGUGCAACGCGCAGGUGCAGGGCACCGAGCUCAUCGCGGUGCCGACGGUGCCGAGCUACUACUGCACAGACCUCGUGUCUCCGAUGAACCAGCUGUUGAACAUAGCGAUCCAGUCGGACAUAACCUUCCACUCCGCAGACAAGUUCGCUUUCAUUUCGGACUCCACGCUUCCGGCCAAGCCGUUCGCGUCUAUCUAUUCGACGCUGAGCAAUCGGCAGGGCUCCGACUUCUGCGUGUUCCCCUCCUUCGAGUGGGCGGACGUGGUCGGGCCGGACGGGAAGCUCGAGGUGGUAGCCAAGCAUCACCAGUGGGUAACCUUGGAGCGCGCGCACUCGGAGUUGUUGCUGAAAGACUGGUGGAGCGGAAAGCUGCACAACUUGAUGGCCCAUUUCAGGAUUCGGAUGAACCAGGACGCGCACAAUUCGU